ACUAUUUAGUCUCCAAUCGGAUUUCGUCACCAAUAUGAAUAGCAGGCGUUGUUCAUCGUUUAAAGAAUUAAGUAUAGUUCAGGAUGCAAAAAAUCUGAGGGAUUCAUUCAACAGAAACUUGCAUUUUUAUGUCGUCAAGGAUCGUAACAUUGCUACAAUGCGUGAUUUUUACGUAGCUCUGGCUAGGACUGUCUGGGAACAAUUAUGUUCUCGUUGGAUAAAAACACAGGAGGUUUAUGCUACAGAAGAUCCAAAGAUGAUCUACUUUUUAUCCAUGGAAUUUUUUAUGGGUCGUACACUUAAGAAUACAAUGCUUAACGUAGACACAGCAGAAGCUCUGGAUGAAGCAAUGUAUCAACUUGGUUUGGAUAUUGAAGAAUUAGAAGAAAUGGAAUGCGACGCAGGACUUGGGAAUGGUGGUUUGGGUCGUCUGGCUGCAUGUUUUCUUGACUCAAUGGCUACAAUUGGUUUAGCAGCUUAUGGUUACGGAAUACGUUAUGAAAAUGGCGCUUUUCAUCAGAUGAUAAAAGAUGGAUGGCAGGUUGAAGAACCAGAUGAGUGGCUACUUUAUGGUAAUCCCUGGGAGAAAGAACGCCCUGAAUUCAUUCGCAUAGUUCACUUUUACGGUAGAGUUAUACGUAAUCAUUUAGAUCAAUGUAAAUGGGUUGACACAGAAACAAUAUGUGCCCUACCUUAUGAAGUUCCUGUUCCUGGAUAUCGUAAUCAGACAUGUAAUACGCUUAGAUUAUGGGCCGCUAAGGGCAGGAAAUACUUUGAUACGAAAAUUAUUCAUAACAAUGACUAUAUAAAUGCUAUACUUGGUCGUAAUGAAGCUGAAAAUAUUUCUCGUGUUCUUUAUCCAAUUGAAAGUGCAUUCGAAGGUAAAGAAUUACAAUUAAAACAGGAAUACUUUCUUGUAUCCGCUACAUUGCAAGAUAUACUGUAUCAGUUUAAAUCAUCUUAUCCAACUUAUGAACUAUUUGAAUUACCAAAUAAAGUUGUAAUUCAUAUCAAUGAUACACAUCCAGCAUUAGCUAUUCCUGAACUACUGAGAAUUCUAGUUGAUAUAGAGUGUAUGGAUUGGAUUGAUGCAUGGGAUAUAUGUUCACGUGUAUUUACUCAUACAAAUCAUGUAUCACAAGUAGAAUGUUUGAAGUAUUGGCCAUUAGAUAUGCUUCAACGUGUUCUACCAAGACAUGUGGAAAUUAUACGCAAUAUUGAUUAUCAUUUUAAAAGUGUCAUAAACAGAAGGUGGCCAAGCGAUGAAAAUCGAUUCCAACGUAUGUCUAUAUUUCAAGAGAUCAAUGAACCCGUUGUUAGUAUGGACCAUUUAUGCAUAAUUGGAUCACAUUUUGUCAAUGGUGUUUCAAUUUUCCAAACGAACCAUUUAAUAAAUAUCUUAUUUAAGGAUUUUGCAGACUUAUGGCCAUCGAAAUUUACCAAUAAAACAAAUGGUAUUAGUCCGAGACGUUGGUUAUUAGUAUGUAAUCCAGGCUUGACCGAUCUUAUUCGAGGCACCAUACAAUCUGAUGAUUGGGUAAAAAAUCUUAUAAUGUUGAAUCGAUUAAAAGAAAAAUUAAAUGAUAGAAAUUUUCGAAAUCGCCUUAUAUUAAUUAAACAAGACAAUAAAAAUCGAUUUGUUGCUUAUAUGCAACAGCAUAGAAGUGUUCAAUUAAAUCCAAGUUCCAUUUUUGAUGUUCAUGUAAAACGUGUUCUAGAAUACAAGCGUCCACUCCUACCAUGUUUAUAUGCUAUAACUAUGUAUAAUCGUUUAAAAGCAAAUCCUGAAAUGAAAAUGUGUCCUAGAACAAUUAUUAUUGGUGGUAAAGCUGCGCCUGGAUACCACAUGGCUAAACUGAUCAUAAAAUUAAUUAAUUCUGUUGCAAGAAUAAUUGAUUUCGAUCCAAUUACAACGGGUAAACUUAAACUUAUAUUUUUACGAAAUUAUCGGGUCAGUUUGGCCGAACGUAUUAUACCCGCAACAGAUUUAUCUGAACAAAUUCCAUGUGUUGGUACAGAAGCCUCAGGAACAGGGAAUAUGAAGUUUAUGUUGAACGGUGCAUUAACUAUUGGAACCAUGGAUGGAUCAAAUAUUGAAAUAUUUCAAGAAGUUGGUCACUCGAAUGCAUUUGUCUUUGGUCGUACUAUUGAAGAAGUCAAUUAUUUACGGAAAACAGGGUUCCAAGUUGGAGAUUUCCUCGUGAUGCACUGAUAAUUAUCGAAAUGUGCUUCCUAUCCACUUCCAUCGUCUUUUCCUAAUUUCCUAUUCAGUUGGAAGCUGGUUUGUUCUCUCCCAUAGUAGGUUGUUGCUGAUGACAUCCGACCAACGGACAUUCAGCAUCUUACGUAGACAAUUGUUUGGAAAUACAUGUACCAUUUUGAUGAUGGUUGUAGUAGUUCUCCGCGUUUCAGCUCCGUACAGUAGAACUGUCUUGAUGUUCGCAUUGGAGAUUGCGACUUUGAUGUUGACUGACAGUUGUUUUGAGUUCCACAUGUUGUUCAACUGUAGGAAUGCUGCCUUUACUUUGCCAAUCCUUGCCUCUACGUUUUCAUCCAAUCCUCAAUGAUGAUGCUGCUGUCCAUGUACGUGAAAGUUUCCACCUGAUCCGGAGUUUCUACAUCAAGUGUGAUUGGGUUGUUGUUUGAGGAUGUUGCUUUUUCCCUUGUGUAUGUCAAAGCCUACUGAUUCAGAGGCUGUUGCUGCUUCUCUGGUUUACUUGAUAUACAGUUUUUCGUAUGUAAGAGAUGGAAGAGCUAGGUGAUCCGUGAAGUCCAAAUCGUCUGGUUGCACGCAAGCUGUCCAUUGUAUACGGCGCAUCAUCUGAGAUGUGGAGGUUUCCAUAAUCUAGUCAACCUUCAAAAGAGAGAGAAAGGGGGAGAUACAGUAAGCAGUCUUAUCUGACACCGGUCCUCAUUUGGAAUAAGUGUCAGCUAUCCUCCAUGCACCACUUUACACUGUAGUCCGUCGUAUGAAUUCCUGAUGAUGUUGACGAUUUCAGGUACUCUUUCCAUAGUGUCGAAGAAGGUUACAUGUAGUUCUCUCAUGCACACUGUCAAACGUCUUCUCAUAAUCAAGGAAGUAGAUGUAUGGUGACGAAUUCCAUUUAGUUGACUGCUCAACGAUAAUCUGUAGUGUCGCCAUUUGGUCUAUGCACGACCGAUCGUUACCGAAUUCAAUCGAUUGGUCUUGAAGCUAAGCGUCUACUGGAUGUUUUAUCCCGUUAAGCCACAUUGUUGAAACCCUUUCCUGGUACUGAUAGUAGUGUGAUACGUGUGUAGUUCUCACAUUUGCUCAGAUCCCCUUUCUUUGAAAUCUUGAUGAGGUGUCCUUUUUCCAGUCUGUCGGUGGAACUUGUUCUUCCUCAUAAAUCUUCCAGAAUAGAGUAUGGAGUAUGUUUGCAGUUGUUUCUAUGUCUGACUUGAGUUCUUCAGAUGGUUUGUUUUCAGGUGCUGCUGCUUUCCCAUACUUGGUGUGUCUAAUAGCCAACCUGAUUUCUUCGAUCGUUGGUGGAUUGACAGCUAUAGGAAUGUCUGUAUGAGCUGCUUCGAUGUCCCGCUGAUUGGCCUGUUGAAUAGCUCCUCAAAUUGUUCUUCCUGUCUGUCCCUCUGUUCGUGGAUCUCAGUGAUUGUCUUGCCUUCUUUGUCGCUGACUGUUUUCUCUGAUUUACUAUAUUUUCUUGUCAGCUUCUUCGUUAUUUCAUAUAGUUGUUUGAUAUUUUUUUGUUUUGCAUCAUUUUCCGAUGUCGCUGCCAAGUUUUCCACGUAUUAAUUCUUGUCAGCUCUAAUGCUCCUCUUGACCCUCUUGUUUGCUUCAGCGUAUUCAGCUUGUACCUUGACUUGCUCUGUUCUUGUUUGACCGUUGUUAAUUGCUGUCUUCUUGUUCUCCGUUUCUUGAAUAUUGUCCAGUUUCGAUAGGGAUCCAUUUCUAAUGAUGAUGCUUGUUCCGUCCCAGAACCUGCUGACACGUUGAAGUUAAUGCUUCAUUGAUCCCCUUCUACUUGUCCUCCAUAAUAGUUUCCUCUUUAAAUAUAAUCCAAUGAGAUAUAUAUCUUCCAAUCCAGAACUUCGUUUGUGCUUAGAUCAAAUACGUGAUGGUUUUUACUGUCCCAAUGAGCCUGAUUUAUUUAAAGAUCUAUAUAAUAAACUAGUUACAGAAGAUAAAUUUAUGGUAUGUGCAGAUUAUGGCGAUUAUAUGCGUGCUCAAGCUGAAGUUGAAUCAGCAUACAAGGAUGAAGUAAAAUGGUCAAAAAUGGUUCUAAUGAAUAUAGCUGCAGCUGGAAAAUUUUCCUCUGAUCGUACAGUACGUGAAUAUGCACGUGAUAUUUGGAGAGUAGAGCCAGUUAUUGUAAAAGAAUCUCUAAAAUGUAAUUCAGAAAAUAAUAGCAAUCCGAGAUUCUGUUCCAAUUAAAGUGAGGAGGUAGAUUGAUAAAGAACAAUAGACGAUUACAAUUAAUACUUUUUUUUCUUUCUACACUAUUGUUUCUUAUAGUUUGAUUUGUAUAAACGAUACACUUUUCUGUUUAUUUGUUUGUUUUUAUUUUUAGGAUAAUUUGUUUUUACUACAAAAAUGUUUGUUAUAAAAAAUUUAUAUGUUUGUUAUGAUCUUUUAAAUGAUAAGCUUUUCUUUUUUUUAAAAAAACAAAAAAUUAAAUUCAUCCAGUUGGUGAUGUGCAAUUAUUUUUAGAAUGAUUAUUCCUAAAACUACAUUUCGUUUAUAUUUUGAACUCAUUUCAUUUAUACAUUGAUUAUUGACCAAUAUUAUUUUGUUUAACCGAAACCCUGUUACAUGGAAUUCGAUUAAUAGUGUUUUAAAUAUAUAUAUAUUACUUGGUUAAUGAAUGAUUUUCAUGAAAUCUCAGUGAUUGUUUUAUACAUUAUGGUCAUGCUAUCAAAUUUAAUUGUUAUCUGAGUUAAAUAUGAUUGGGUUUGUUUCUUUUUUGAUAUUGUUACGAGUUUUAUUGUUAUGAGUAAAUUAAACUUCAUAGUCUCUCUCUCGUAUGAACUAAAUAGUUUAUUUAAAUUCUGAUCAAUGUAAAUUGACUGUUUUAUUUUGUUUUAAAUGAAUGUUUUUGAAACAGAUGAGUUGAAUGGAUGAUGAAAAAGUUGCCUUAGUGAAUUAAUUGUUUAGUUUUUAUUACAGAUUUUUUCUAUUUAUGCAUUAUGUAUUAUGAAUCUUUUUACUUAUAGAGGAAAAUAUACUUGAUUAACUUUUU
Schistosoma spindalis is the source of this 5213-nucleotide messenger RNA. The record is from the annotation of a GenBank genome assembly. Lineage: Eukaryota; Metazoa; Platyhelminthes; Trematoda; Strigeidida; Schistosomatidae.